Arvicola amphibius (Eurasian water vole) is the source of this 7263-nucleotide messenger RNA. It is a transcript of the gene Ice2, whose product is annotated as interactor of little elongation complex ELL subunit 2. The transcript has 13 exons. Gene Ontology annotation, cellular component: transcription elongation factor complex. Gene Ontology annotation, biological process: snRNA transcription by RNA polymerase III; snRNA transcription by RNA polymerase II; positive regulation of transcription by RNA polymerase III. Bases 224 to 2629 code for a protein of 801 amino acids. The record is from RefSeq and is a predicted model, not a curated record. NCBI's taxonomy places the organism in Eukaryota, Metazoa, Chordata, Mammalia, Rodentia, Cricetidae.
CGCGCGGCCGGGCGGGCGCCCUCGGGGCUUUAAAUGAGGCCUUCCUAGGCGCGCAGCAGUGAGUUCGGCAAAGCGUGUGUAGAGGGGUCGGCUUUUCCCCGGGCCAGAGCUGCUUGGGACCCUGAGUUGAAUGUAGAUUCUAGGAAGGAUCCCAUGCUCACUACCUUGGAGCCUUCACUGCCAGGCUGGACUCUUGUGGGCUAGAGUGGAGAGAGCUAGGAAGAUGAGCUCUAGCGUAACCAUGGGUGAACCAAGGCUGAACUGGGAUGUUACACCCAAAAAUGGCCUUAAAGCAUUUUUCUCUCCAGAAAAUUAUAAAGAUCAUUCCAUGGCUCCAAGUUUAAAAGAACUCUAUAUUUUGUCUAACAGACGUAUAGGAGAAAAUUUGAAUGUCUCAGCAAGUUCUGUAGAAAAUGAGCCUGCAGUUAGUUCAGCAACUCAAGCAAAGGAAAAAGUUGGGAUGAUUCUCCUUCCAAAACCAAGAGUUCCUUAUCCUCGUUUCUCUCGGUUCUCACAGAGAGAGCAGAGGGCUUACGUGGAUUUGUUGGCUAAAUAUGCAAAGAUCCCCUCAAGUUCCAAAGCUGCUGGGACAAAUACAAGUGAAUUCCUGCAGUAUUUGGAUAUGAAAAAGCAUGUGAAUGAAGAAGUUAAUGAAUUCCUUAAGUUUCUGCAGAAUUCUGCAAAGAAAUGUGCACAGGAUUAUAAUAUGCUGUCUGAUGAGGCCCGUCUCUUCACAGAGCAAAUUCUAAGAGCUUGCAUUGAGCAAGUGAAAAAGUACCCAGAAUUUUAUACUCUCCAUGAAGUCACCAGCCUAAUGGGAUUCUUUCCUUUCAAAACAGAGAUGGGGCUGAAGUUAGAAAAGACUCUUCUUGUUUUGGGCAGCGCAAAGUUUGUAAAAACAUCAUUUCCCUCGAUGCCUGUGAAGUUGCAGCUUUCAAAUGAUGGCAUGUCUUCCAUUGAGACCCCACAGCAGAAAGCUGAAGCUAUGCACUACGAUAUUAGUAAAGACCCGAAUGCAGAGAAGCUUGUUUCAAGAUACCAUCCGCAGAUAGCUCUGACUAGCCAGGCAUUAUUCACCUUGCUCAAUAACCAUGGACCAAGCUACAAGGAACAGUGGGAAAUCCCAGUGUGUGUUCAGAUGAUAACUGUGGAAGGUUCCAAACCAGUUAAAGUAAUUUAUAUUAAUUCACCACUUCCCCGAAAGCAAAUGACAAUGAGAGAAAGAAAUCAACUCUUCCAUGAAGUUCCAUUAAAACAUGUACUAUCAAAAAACACAUCUGUCCCAGUCUCUGCAGUCUUUAUGGACAAACCAGAAGAGUGCACCUCUGAGAUGGAUAUACCCACUGAAUCUAAUGAGUGCCGAAAAAUUGAGACUCUGGAAAAUAUGGAUCUAGAUUUUGAUGAUGAUGUCACAGAACUUGAAACCUUUGGAGUAACUACCACUAAUUCAUCCAGGUCACCAAGUUCAGAAAGUGACUCCUCUGUACCCAUCUUGACAGAUGUCUACACAGCCCCAAAAGUAGCAGCUGCACCUGUGGUACCAGCUACACCAGAGGUACCAGCUUCACCAAACAUUACUGAGGAUUCUAGAAGUUUAUGUCAGAUGCUGAUGAAACAAUUACAGAAGGAGAAACAGCUGUUCUCUGGUGUGGAAAGUGGUCCUGAAGGGUGCAGAAAUAAAGAGGAUCAGGGACAGGAAUCAUGUCAUGAAGAGGUUCCCAGUGCCAGUGCAAAGUCUUUAGUACAAGACAAUGAAGUCCACAAAACAUCUGAUGGAAUCUCUAAGGAAGGCCAUGUAGGUAUGUUUUGUACCCAUGAUAAAAGACCAAGUGUUCAGGGGAACCUUGACAAUGCCAACAGAACAGCUGCUGCAUCAGAAACAGCUGAAACUGAGAAAGGGAUUUCUUGUGGUAGUGAUACAGAUGAAGAUUGUUUAAUCAUUGAUACAGAGAGUAAAAGUAAUAGUGAUGGAAAAACAGCUGAUGUGGGUUCUAAACCAGCAAGUCCAAAAUCUUCAGCACAGCCUUCUGUGGGAAAACAGACUACUACUGUGGUUUCUGAAGAGUCUUGUGUUUUAAAGAAACCUAUCAAAAGAGUCUAUAAAAAAUUUGAUCCAGUUGGAGAAAUUCUAAAAAUGCAGGAUGAGCUUUUAAAGCCAGUUUCUAGGAAAAUGCCUGAGUUGUCCUUGAUUAAUUCAGAAGAAUCUAAACAACCAUCUGCUUCUGAGCAACCCUCUGCUACUUCAGAUGCCUCGAGCUGGCCAAAAUCCAGUUGGCCUUCUGCAUUUCAGAAGCCUAAAGGACGAUUGCCAUAUGAACUUCAAGACUAUGUUGAAGAUACAUCAGAAUAUAUAGCUCCUCAAGAAGGAAAUUUUGUGUAUAAGUUGUUCAGCCUGCAAGACCUGUUGUUACUUGUGCGGUGCAGCGUCCAGAGGAUAGAGACAAGACCACGUUCCAAAAAACGGAAGAAGAUCAGAAGACAAUUUCCAGUUUACGUGCUACCAAAAGUAGAGUAUCAAGGUUGUUAUGGAGUUGAAGCUCUGACUGAAAGUGAGCUCUGUCGCUUCUGGACUGAAAGUUUAUUGCAUUCCAACUGCUCGUUUUAUGUUGAUAUGCAAGCAUAUGAGUGAGCAUGCAUACCCCUUUCUCGUCGUGAUGCUAGGCACAGACCCCAGGUCCUGUGAAUGGUAGGUAAGCACUCUACCUCUGAGCUGCACCCAUAACCCAGGAACAGACUUUCAAAUGCUGUAUUAAAAGUAUCCAUCAGGCAGGGUGUAGUGAUGUAUGCCUUUUACCCCAGCACUUGGGAGGCAGAGGCAGGUAGAUCUCUGUGAGUUCAAGGCCAGCCUGGUCUACAAAGGGAAUUCCAGGAUAGCCUAGGCUGUUACACUGAAACCCUGUCUCGGGACCCCCCCCCCCCCACACACACACAUACACAAGAAGUUUCCAUCAGUAUUAGGAGCUUGCAGUACUCUUAAGAUGAUUGCUCAAUGGAAUCACUUGAAGUGCUUGUCCUAGAGUGUCUGAUUGAGUAGUCAGAAUGGGAUCUGGGUCUUUACGUUUUAACACAAUCUCAGGUAAUAAUACGGCUUGUCUUUGGCACUCUGAGAACCACCAUAGCUCACAGUACAAUAAACACACUUGUUUUUUAUUUGUUUGUUUGUUUGUUUGUUUUCUUACUUUGCUAUAUGUAAAUAUGCUUACCUCCUUCUCUAGAUUACAGUGUCUUACCCAUUAUAAACCUUAAGAGUUACUCCUUUAAGAAAGCCUGUGGUCUCAUCAUAACUCCUCUAUCUACUAUCUAGUAGAUAUGGUAUGUCAAGAUACGAUAUUUAUCAGAUCAUUGAGUUGGCAUUCAGUCAGUCCUCACUUUACACAGUUCUUACAAGCAUGACCUCUGUUAAUGGAUGUAUAAUAAGAGUAGAAAUUGCAUAUAAACUUUACUGCCAGCUCCUCAGUCCACUAAUUAUGAUGUAGAGUACAGACAUAGAUGAGCAGUGACUGCCUGUGUCCCUUCAGUCUGCAUUAAUUGGUCAUUGUGUACCUCUUAGCAGGUCAUGUACAGAAAUCAAAUGUGUAGUGUGAUGCCUCCUUGUCUCCCCAUGGUCAGCCAUAAUGAGAUUUUAUGAGAAUAGAUAAUGAAAACAAGAAAUUGGCUAGCAAAGAUUAAGAUAAAGGGAAAAAAAGCAGAAAUAGAAAACUCUGAAAAGGUAAUAUCGCUGGAGAUUGUAAUCAAACUUGCAUGGAGCUGUAGAAGAAGUAGCUGCCUAGGAAUCCUAACACUGACACUGCUCGGGAGGCUGUUCAGUCGCUCCAGAGAAACUGGCUGAUGCCUAACCUACUGACGUGAACGAGGACAGUGGUGUGACAUCAGAUGAAGUGAUGCCGGCAUAGGUUUUAGUUAGGGGAAUUCUUGGAGACUAUGGGAGUUGAUCCUAACUUAGCCAAGAGUAUAGCAGUUGCCACAGUGGGGAAAGCUGCUUCUGUGUCAGAGGCUGUCCGAGAAGGCAGUGAGCACUGAUCAAACUACUCUGGGUAAAACUUUGGAAAAUGUAGAUUCAUGCUGGUUUUGAGGUUUUGAAUUGCAGUGUACUAAAUGCAUAUUUUUUCCAUAUUUUAUUUCUCUAAAUACUUAAAUUGAUUGAGAUUUUGUUUUGAUAAAACAUGUUAAAAUAGUGAAAUAAUUGUAAAUUUUCCUACUUAUUGUUACAAUACAUGAUUUCAGUCUGUACGAUUGUUUGUACAAACUUGUGCUGCAUGUAAAGCUAGGACUGACUCCCUAUGUAUGGGCUCUAUAUAAAUGAUGCAUGAACAUAAAGGCUUAAUUUCUGCUGUCUAAAGCAGUGCCUCCCAAAUGUACCUCAUCUUAAAGUAUGAUCUAAAACAGAGAUUGUUUAUGAACAAAGAACCAUGGCCAGAGCUUUCACUUUCUCAAAUCUGGCUCACGUGCCCCCAGACAGUGAAAAAACUCACUUGAGCCCUCAGGUUAGAAGGUUCCAGUGUUGAGAGUUCCCUCCUUGAGGAAGCAGGCCUUCAUAGAACUUAGGGCAGGACUCUGUGUAGUUCUUUGAUAGAUUGUAUUUGCUGGGUACUAUACUACAUACUUUUUAUGGUUGGGUUCUUUUAAAAAGGUAAGUGCUGUUAGUAGUCUCAAAUGUUUAUUUAUCAAACAUCAAAAAUACAUUAUUGCAUUUAAUAUUCUCUUUUUAUAGCUAUGAAACCAUUGAAAUGUCUAUUAUUAGAAAUGUCACAUAUAAUGAGCACUAGAAAUGGAGAGGUGAAACUAAAGUUGGCAUAAGAAAUAACAAGUGACUGGGGAUAAAUGGAUAUGUUGUCUUAGAGGGAAGACAUUUAGUAAAAAUGUUUCUAAUUAACUUCUUUGAGCAUAAAGCAAAUGAUAUUAAAGUAGGCUAGAUGUUGAAAUGAGAUAUUAAACUAUAUGCAAUUUUUGUAGUCUCAAUGACUGAUACCUACUUUCUGAGGAACUUGUUUCAACAAAAUUAGGAGCUAAAAGUAUAAAUAAAUCUAAAACAUUUUAUUCAACAUUGGUGGGUGCUACUCUUACCCUGUGAUGUUUUUAACCUUCAUACGGUAGUAGUAGCAUGCCCUUCCUGCUGACCCACGUGUGUUGCAUUUACCCUGAUCAGGAUCUCCUCUGUCACUUAGUACAUUGCAGCAGCUCAGUGCAUGUCUCAGCUUAUUUUGUUUUAAAGUUUGCACAUUACUUUCUACAACAGAAUGUAAUUUUAAUGAUAUAAUGUUUGAGAUUUUGUGAAUUACAGGUUUAUAUCAGGCAUACAAGAAAAUAAGACUUUGAAUAGAUUGCUUUACUCACAGAAACAUUUAUGAUUGCUUUAAUUUAAAAAAAUCUGUAUUUUUAUAGUCUAAGUUUUACAGUAAUGGUUUUUGAGACUUAUUGAGCAUGCCCAGUCCACAGAUUGGAUUUUUAACUGCUUAGUUAGUUACAUGGUAAGCUCAUGCUUCUCUUACAACGUCAUGAAGAUGCAGCUUUAGUGGGAACUAGAAACACCAAUGGCUGAGCAGUUUUGCUCUUAAAUUAAGGUUUGGAGGCAAUAAUCCUGUUUGGGGAAUUUGGGCAUGUGUCAACUUUCCUAUAUUCAGCAUAUAUUUUUAAAUGAAUGCAUGACGUAAUUUGUAUUUUAUAUCAUUGUAAAUUCAAGUUUACUUGAUAGCUAGUGAGAUCUAUUUCUCCUUUUAAAUAAUACAAAGUCCUUUAUAGUUUUUUAGAAAGUGUAAAAUCAUCUUUAUAUAGAGAGACUAGUUAACUAGUUCAUUUCGUGUUAUAAUCUCAGUGACUUGGGUUUCUUUAAGUUCAGUGUUUUCUUUUAGGGCAUAUUGAUGCAUUUACUUCAAAGCUUUUCAUGCUAGAAGAAAUCACCUCAGAAGAAUUAAAAGAAAAGCUUGCAGCACUCAAGUAAGGAAGUGCUUUGUGGUGGACCCUGAAAAGACUUCACUCCUGUAAUAUGGUCUCAGAUUUUCCUUUACCUCUAAAUAGUGAUGAUUGAUUUCUUUCAAGAUCUUGAGGGCCCCCCCCAACCCAAUUUACAUUAUUUGUCUCCAUCUGCAAAAAAAUGUACUGCUAAUAACAUGUCUUCCCACUUUAAAGAAAGGAGGCUAGAGCCAGAGAGUGUGUUGUGUUAAAGUGCAAGAGAAGCAAACAUUCUGGCCUUGUGUAGAGAAGGGAAGGAUGAGACAGCCACAGACUUUCAGCUAUGGGGAUUAUGUGACUGAUUGGACAACCAGACUUCUGAAAAUUUGCCCAUCCUACCAAAUAUUAGACAUCAGAACUAAACAAGUAGUCCUCAGAACUCUUGAGUGCCUCAUUGUGAGGGAAAAUAGCUUAUGCAGACUCCCUCAUUUUAUCAUACAACUUGGCAUAAAAGGCUUGUAGCAUCGUGGCCAUUUCCUAUACAGAGAAGCUGGAACUGAGAAGCUCAAACCCAGCACAAGCUGAGCUGAGAACACAACCUUGCUGCAAAGCUCCACUUGACUUGACACAGUUCUGUGAGGAAACAAUCAAAUUUGAACUCUGUUUACCCUAAGUGUCUACUCUGUAAGAACUGCUUUAUAUGUGUGCAUAGGAAAGUCAUGACAGGCCGGGCGGUGGUGAUGCACGCCUUUAAUCCCAGCACUUGGUUGGCAGGGACAGGCAAAUCUCUGUGAGUUUGACAUCAACCUGGUCUACAGAGUGAGUUCCAGGACAGGUGCCAAAGCUACACAGAGAAACCCUGUUUAGAGAAAAAAAAAAAGGAAAGAAAAAGAAAAAAAUUAUGACAUUACUAACUAACCCUUCAUUUUCAAUGAAAGUCUUUUUUUUAAAAAAAGAAAUAAUAAUGGAAAUAAGUUUAUAUGUAAAUGAGGCACCAAGGAAAUGCCUAGAUACUUAGAAUAAUAUUUCCUCUUUCCCAUGGACUAGUCUGUCCCCACUCUGUGCUUCUGUCAUUGCACGUGUAUAAAGUCAAUUUUGUUGGCGACUGAUUACAGCUGUUCUGUAUUUUUAUAUUGUUUCAAUAAUUUUUACUUAUAUGAUUAUAACUGCUCUAACACAGAGCCAAAUACUUCAUGAACAUGAAAAGAAGACAUCUUAGUAUUUCUCCAGUCUUCUUGCUGGUUGGUCCUUGUCCUGCAUUAUUGGACUUCUGGUGCCUUUGGCUGUGAGCAGGAGACCACACAUGUUAUUAGUGAGGUUUUCUGGGGUUUUUUUUGUUUUGUUUUUUCAGUUUAAUUUCACUUCAGUUUCUUC